Molecule: messenger RNA, 1662 nt
Organism: Cynoglossus semilaevis (tongue sole)
Lineage: Eukaryota; Metazoa; Chordata; Actinopteri; Pleuronectiformes; Cynoglossidae
Gene: otulina
Product: OTU deubiquitinase with linear linkage specificity a
Exons: 3
Coding region: 54-818 (254 amino acids)
Source: RefSeq, a predicted model, not a curated record
CGCAGAUAACAGCUGACGGUUAAACUCAGAGAAGAGUAAGAAGCAGCAGCAGCAUGAUCAGUACGAGGUGGUCUGUACAGUGUUUAGCUAACUCCGCACUGAUAACAUCACUUCUGUAUAGUUUUAUAGGGUUUUAUUUAGAUUUUUUUUUUUUAAAUAUGUCGUGGAUUAAGAUGGUGUCGCAGAGCAGUGACGACGUGUUUGACGAGCAGGCGGACGAGCUCAAACUCCAGAGUAAAGAGUGGAACAUCAUGAUAAAGAAGAGAAUCAAGGGUGGUUAUGUGGAUGGAGUCGAUGCUGGAGAGGAGUCUUCCCUUCAGCUCGGGUUUAACCAGGGAUUCAGGGAAGGAGCAGCUAAGACUGUGGCUGUGGGCCGCCUCAAAGGCAUUGUUAGUGCCAUUUCGUGCUGGUGCCAAAUUGAGAAUCCGAAAAAACCUGUUCCAGUCCACGUGACAGAACUUUUGCAGUGGAUUUCAAAGCACGAAGAAAGAGUCACCGAAGGCAUCAGGCGGUCAAUGGAGCGGCCUCUCCCUACUGUGAGUGAUGUUUCAGAAAGCAUGGAGGAUCUGGAUGUGGAGCAGGCCGCUCAGAGCUGCCACGAAGAGGGAUGUGAAAAGACGGACUGCUGUAAGACGGGACAAACCGUGGACCUGGACACGUGUCAGCGGCCACAGAAACUCUGUUCACAACCCGCUGAGUCGUCUUCUCUCUCAAAUGAAGAUCUGAAUGUUCUCCUGCAGCGCUGUUCAGAUGUUGUAGUAGAGCUCGGACUACCGCAGGACCUGGUCAGUCACAUAGAAGAACUCAAGAACAUUUAAAUACUCCCACAGAUUUUAGAUAUAAAUACCUUCAUAAACUUGAAGCCAAACGUCAGAAAAAUCGGUCUAAAUUCAUACUGAAGUGGACAGUGUGAACUUUCUUUUAACACCACAGUUAUGUACUGUAAAAUAAAAAUAAAAAUAGACUUUUUAUUUUCUCACCAUUUUGGUUGAGACAGUUUCAAUUUUAAAAUUGCCUUUUAAAUAAUAGAAAACAACGUAAGGUUCUAUUUUUGUCAAGUCUGAGUGAUGUGUGUAAUUGUAAUGUAAUUUGAAGAGAAAAAUAUUGUUACACUAAUUCAUUAUGCACACAAACACUGGUUUAAGACAUUGAUUUUAUGGUGUUUACGUAUGAACAGAUGUGAAAUUAUUGGGUCUAAAUAAUAAACUGGAUUUUUAUUGGUUCAAAUAUUAUUUUUGAGCAUCUGUCAAACUAGUGUGGUACAUUUUUAUGUUCUGGAUUUUCUGGAUUUUAACUUCCCAAAUCGAAUCAAUAAACAUUCCGCAUCUGCGUGCUAUUUUCAGAGUUGUAUUGAAACGGCGCUCCACUCACGGGCGCACACGAGGGUGACGUCAUGCACUCGGACAGAGCCGUGACCCCGCUGCUCUGGCUAAAAGCUAAAGCUAAAGGUUUCGCGGCAGCGGGUGUUCUGCAGAGAACGUCCGCAUUUUAUCGACAUGUGCCGCAGUGAACGGCCAUGACGCAGUGACGGUGCACGGGUAACGGCAGCGGCCGCGGUGCUUUUCGCGAGCGUCGGUCAGUGAAACAGCGCACGUUUUGUGUUGAAGUUGAACAGCGCAGCUAGCCGCGAUGCUAACGGCUAAGUUCCAGCGUAUUUCUCCA